UAUAAAUGUUUCUGAAUGAUAUCCAUACUUGCACGUUCACUAAUUUUCUUGUAAGGAUCAUAGAAUUGCAACAUAUCCAAUCAUUAUUUGUUUGUUAAGUAAAAAAUAAGAUUUGAAUCCUCCGAAAAUCCUCACAAAUGCAUAAGCUUUCGCACCCCUAGAUAUGAACAAUAGUUAAACUCAGAUUUUCGAAGAGUUUUUAGUUUCACAGCAUUGAUUUUUUUUUUUUAUUUUUGUUAUUUACUAAUACUAUCUAUUAUCAUGAUUGAUUUUGCUGAAUUUAUAAAUGUUAUGGUUUUGUCUACACUGUUUUUUUAAUCAUUUUCUUUUGAAGUGAAGCUUUGCUUAAUUAAAAUUUAUAUGCUUGAAUUUAAUUUGUGUAAUACUCCAAAAUUUGAUGUAUUUAUCUAUUUUAAUCGAUGCAAAUAAUAAUAAUAAUUCCUGAUUGGCUCCACCAAUUUUGGAAUCUGUGUCUUCUCUUCGUUUCCCUGUGUGUUGAGGGAUCUCCAUGGUUUAUGGCGUGGCUCACAAUGGCAGCCACAAUCCAAGCGAAUUCUAUGCCUCUCCUACAUUACCUUACCUCUUGACCCCCACACAACAAAGGGGAAAAAGUAAGAAACAAAAACAGAGAGAGCAAAACGGAGAAGAACGCGUCUUUCUCUCGCGUGGUACUUGGAAUUCGCCAUUCCAACGGGAUCUCAUUCCCCCGACCCCUUUCUGGGGAACGUGAUGCCGAUCUCCACAAAGGAGGAGGACGCUCCCAAGAAGACCUCUUCCCCCAUGAGUUUUAAGAAGCUCGUCCCCAAAAUUCUCCGCACCAAUUCCAUGAAGAACCUCUUCAAAUCCAAAAAACCCCGCCCUCCCCCCGAGAUCGUCCGCGAUGUCACCAGACUCCUCUCCUUCGUCGAUUCCGAUUCCGAUUCCAACACCGCUACCAGCCCCAGGCGCAAUGACAAGUUGGCGCAAUUGGAUGCCGAUAUCAGGGAGAUGAAAUCGAUUCUGUACGGAAUUGAGGAAUCCGAGCCUGUUGCAGAAGCUUGUGCGCAAUUGACUCAGGAGUUCUUCGCCGGUGACACAAUGCGGCUGCUCAUUCGCUGCCUCCCCAAAUUGAACUUCGAGACUCGCAAGGAUGCAACGAGAGUGGUUGCGAAUCUGCAAAGGCAACCGGUUCAUUCACGGUUGAUUGCUUCUGACUACUUGGAAAAGAACAUCGAUCUUUUGGACGUUAUGAUCACUGGGCACGAAGAUCCUUCAGUUGCUCUGCAUUACGGAGGAAUGUUAAGGGACUGCCUAAGACAUCAGGUGGUCGCUAGUUAUGUUUUGAAGUCAGCCCAUAUGAAGAAGUUUUUCGACUACAUUCAACUUCCAAAUUUUGAUGUUGCUUCGGAUGCUGCUGCUACCUUUAAGGAGCUCAUGACACGGCAUAAGUCCACCGUUGCAGAAUUUCUUACAAAAAAUUAUACUUGGUUCUUUUCUGAUUUCAACUCAAAGUUGCUGGAGUCUCCAAACUACAUGACCCGUCGCCAAGCUAUCAAGCUUCUAGGAGACAUGUUGCUUGAUAGAUCUAACUCCGGGGUCAUGGUGCGCUAUGUCAGCUCCAAGUACAACAUGAAAGUUCUCAUGAAUCUCAUGAGGGAAACACACAUGUGCAUACAGAUCGAUGCAUUCCAUGUGUUCAAGCUGUUCGUGGCGAACAAGAACAAGCCUGCUGAUAUCGUCAACAUACUCGCCGCCAACAGAAACAAACUCCUGCGGUUUUUUGAUGGCUUCAACACCGAGAAAGAGGAUGAGAUGUUUGCGGCAGACAAAGCUCAGGUGGUUAAGGAGAUCAGAGAACUUGUGGCGACGGCCCCGGUGGGAUGCUCCGGGGAAUUGUUCAAGCCCAUCGCAGGCCAACUUGAGCAAUCUGUUGGAGCUGUUCAUACAAGAAAGUGCCAAUAAUAAUGUGUUUGUAGACAGUUGAAAGUUGGCAAACUACUUACUCAUACUUCCACAGAAUUUGAUUUUUUUUUCUGUCGAGUAUGAGCUUUUCUGGAGAUUCAGCUUAAGAUUUUGAUUCUUUAAUAGGGAAAAAAAGAAAAAGAAAAAAAAACUCCCCCGCUAUGUGUGUUUUAGCAGCCUAGCAGGGGUACACAAUUUUGAACCAGUAUUGUUACUUACGAUAUUUACAGAGAUGUUUUUUUUUCUCACUUCGUAAAA
This is a messenger RNA of Salvia splendens (bonfire salvia), 2199 nucleotides long. Its product is annotated as putative MO25-like protein At5g47540. Gene Ontology annotation, molecular function: protein serine/threonine kinase activator activity. Gene Ontology annotation, biological process: intracellular signal transduction. The record is from RefSeq and is a predicted model, not a curated record. Bases 730 to 1941 code for a protein of 403 amino acids. NCBI's taxonomy places the organism in Eukaryota, Viridiplantae, Streptophyta, Magnoliopsida, Lamiales, Lamiaceae. The transcript is spliced from 11 exons.